AUGGAAAUCAAGGUUGAAGAUGAGGAAUUCCAGAUUCCUAAUGGCCAGAAAGUCCCUCUCCUGCAAGACAUGGCCAUGCCCCGAGCGGAAGAGAAGACUCUGAUACAGAAGGCCAUUAGCCAGACAUUCCAGAGCACAGCUCAUUUAGCCAAUCUUUUGCCCACUGGAACUGUUCUUGCUUUCCAGAUUCUGUCACCCAUUUUUUCAAACCAAGGGGACUGUGAUCCUGUCAGCCGAUUCAUGACUGCAGCUCUCGUAGCCCUUUGUGGGGUGUCGUGUUUUCUAGCGUGCUUCACUGACAGCAUCAGGGACAAGGACAGAAAUGUUUGUUAUGGGUUGGCCACAUUCCGGGGCUUGUGGGUUAUUGAUGGAUCAGCUACCAUCACACCUGAACUUGCUGCAAAAUAUCAGUUGAGGUUUAUCGAUUUCAUGCAUGCCUUCAUGUCAAUACUAGUCUUUGCGGCCAUUACACUGUUUGAUGAGAAUGUGGUGCAGUGCUUCUACCCAACACCAUCAGAUGAAACCAAGGAGCUCCUCGCAGCACUCCCAGUUGGGAUUGGAGUCAUCUGCAGUAUGUUGUUUGUUGUGUUCCCCACCCAGCGCCAUGGAAUUGGCUUCCCCCUCUCUGCGAACUAACAUUUCCUCUUUGUUUUCCUCAUUUAUUCAUAUUUCAAUCUUCUCACAGUCGUAUGCUCUAUUUAUUCUAACUAUUUCCUUUGCGUACUCUUAGGAAAAUUUGACUGACAGUAAAGCCUCUUUGACGCAGCUGUAGUUUCCAGAAGUUCUCUGUAAAAAUCUGCACACAGAAGAUUGUUAUUCAUAAAAUAUGUAUGUAUAAAAAAAUUAUAUUAGAAAUCUGAUUGUGUAACUACUUUUCUGAAGGCAUGUUGCCCACCUAUGCAAAACAGAAAGUUCUUCGG
Messenger RNA from Vitis vinifera (wine grape), 920 nucleotides. Its product is annotated as protein DMP6. Gene Ontology annotation, biological process: endomembrane system organization. NCBI's taxonomy places the organism in Eukaryota, Viridiplantae, Streptophyta, Magnoliopsida, Vitales, Vitaceae. The record is from RefSeq and is a predicted model, not a curated record. The coding region runs from base 1 to 636 and encodes 211 amino acids. The transcript has a single exon.